Eutrema salsugineum is the source of this 2317-nucleotide messenger RNA. RefSeq lists its product as uncharacterized. Bases 22 to 2286 code for a protein of 754 amino acids. The transcript has 5 exons. NCBI's taxonomy places the organism in Eukaryota, Viridiplantae, Streptophyta, Magnoliopsida, Brassicales, Brassicaceae. The record is from RefSeq and is a predicted model, not a curated record.
AAGAAGGAAGAAGUUGAAACAAUGGGAAUUGAUGGUAAAGAUGUCUGUGUGAUCGUCUGGAAAAUCAUCAGAUUCUCGACGAAUACAACUUUCAGAUACGUAAAGAGAUAUCCACUUGCUUCUGCUGUUUCAACGUUUAUGAUCCUCCUGUACACUUUUCUUCCUCGUGUUUUCUAUCUCAUGCUCUGUUCUUCACCGUUGAUAGCUUGCGCUUCGUUUUACCUCCGGAAUCAUCUGAUUUCAAAGAUCGGCGAUGAUUCCUCGGAGGAGGUAAAGAGAACGAAUCGUGGGUUAUCCUCGGAUUCGCGAGAGCGAUCUGUUUCCGGUGAGGGAAGAACAGAGGCGGCUGAGUUAAAACACCAACGAAGUGUUCGACGAAAUGCCAGAAGGAAAGUUGAGGAGGUUGGGAAAGAUUGGGAUUCGUCUCAGGCUAGCGAGGACGAAAGAGGAAAGGUUAUUCUGACGACUCUCUACGGAGAAUUACCACCGGAGAAAACAAUCACUCCUGAUCUGGAGACAUUCAAGAGAGAAAGGUCAUUGCUUGUGGCAGAAGAAAGCUUCGUUGAGUCUAACCUGGACAACGAAGGAUACGUUGUUGUCGUGGAUCCAAUGGAGAACAUAACAAGUGCUGGUGAUGGUGAAGCUGAAGUAGAUUACUCAUCAUCAUCAGAAGAAGAGGAAGAAGAGGAAGAAGAAGAAAAGGAAACAAACACGGUCGUAGUAGCGUGGACAGAAGAUGAUCAGAAGAAUUUGAUGGAUCUUGGGGCAUCUGAGAUCGAGCGAAACAAGAGGCUAGAGAAUUUGAUCUCUAGAAGACGAUCAAGGAGACUGUUCCUAUUUGCAGCUGAGAGAAGCCUGAUGGAUAUGGAGGUUCCUCGGAUUUGUGUUGGUCGAAACUAUUACGGUUUGGAUAAAGAAAACUACGAAAUCGAUGGACUUGUCAUGCCUGGCUCUGCACCUUCCGUUCUAUUACCGAGAAGAAACCCUUUUGACCUUCCUUAUGACCCACAUGAAGAGAAGCCGAACCUGACAGGAGAUAGUUUCCAUCAAGAGUUUGCAGAAGCUAACCCUAAAGACAUCUCCUUUUGCCGCCACGAGAGCUUCCAUCACAGAAUCUUCCCGUCAGAAUCUCAAAAGGAUUCCAAUUUGGCGUCUUUGUGGAGAAAGACAGUUGAUGGUAGGCCUAAGCCACUGCAAGGUAGCGACGAUCUACUUCCUCUAAUGGAAGAAAGAGAUCUUACAAGAGAAAUGAUGGAGGCAGGGGAGGUACGUGUAGAGACUGAUUCCAUUAGAAACGAUGAUAGUGACUCGAACACGACGCUUUCUCCACGAGAAAGAGAGAAAGAUUUCAAUGUCUCUGACCAAUCAGAUGCUUCUGAAACAUUCUGCAAACGAAACGAGCGUGUUGGAAGAUCUCUUGCGGGUUUAGUGCCUAGAAGCAACGGUUCGAGCUCACUAGCGACUGCGAGGCAAAGAUAUAUGGAGCAUUUCGGUUACAGCACAAGGAAAAGUCAUAUGGUGACACAUUCCGUUGACUCUGACCUUCAAGUUGAGGUUUCUGAGAUCGGAUCACCUCCAACUUCAGUUGAUGGGAAUGAUUCCUCUGAUGAAGAGAGAUCUUUGUUUAUAUACGAGUCGGAGAUCGGAAAUGGAAUGGGUUUUAAUGGUGGGGAAUCUGAAAUCUUACCUGUAGGGAAAGUUGAUCAAGAUCUAACUGAAACAGAAUCUUUAGCAUCUCCAGAAAUUGAAGAAGCAAAGCCCAUGGUUACUCACCUUGAUGAAGUUCUCUGUCAAAGAGCAGAGGAGUUGAAGAAACUUCCCGAGAACUCAGCUGAUGAGAUAAAGAUUAGUUAUGACUCUGGCGAACGUGAACCAUCAGAGAGGACUGAUCAAGAAUCUGAAGAAACGUGUGAGAGAAAUGACGAAGAAGAAGUGCAACAAGUUGCAGAAGCUGAAGCUUCUAAUGUAAAUCAUCUUGGAGCCUCUGAAGAAUCUGCUACUUCUCCAAGAUCAGUAUUACGAGACAUGUUAGCUUUAAGCCAGACUCAUUCUGAGGAUAUGGAUCAUACAUCAGAUGGUCAGCUGCGGAAUGUGGAUCCACCUGCAGAAUCAUCUCAUAAUCAAAUAGAUCAGGAACAUUCUGAGCCAACUGAGAAAACUACAGUAGAAACCGUUUGUUCGGUUGCCACAAGAACAAUUCAGGAGAAGCAAGAGGUUAAAUCUGAAGAAGACCAUAAAUCUGCAGAAGGAUUCAAAAACAAUCAAACCGAUGAUGGUGUUAAUUGAUGAAAUGAGGAUUAAUCCCAUUCUUUACGGA